CCAAAUUGUCAAGUGCCCAGCCACAUUCAUCUUCUCGUACGUUUCUCUCUAUACUGACAGGCGCUCUCAAAUAUCCCAGCAGUGGCUGUACCCGUUCGGCCCCUCACCGAGAAGAUCGUGUGCCACUCUCCUUUAUAGCACAUUUGCACACAUACUUAUGAACGCUAUGGACGAUGACGGAAGCAGGGAGCCGCCGAGGAAGCGUCUACGUUCAGCACAGCCAACUCGUCGCGGGAGGUCUCGUGGUGCGCGUGGUGGUUCCGUGAACCCAAACACUGUCAGAAAAGAGUUGGGUGAACUCGAUCGUCAACCAACAGAGCAACAAGCACAGGAAUCUGAAAGCUCAAUUGACCCACGAGCGCUUCCUAUCCCCGCUGCUCUGGAGAGAUACAAAGCUUGGAAAGAAGCCGGAGCGCAGCACGAUGAGUUUUGCUUCAUUUGCCGGCAGACCAAGGGUCUCACCUACUGCAUCACUUGCAAGAGGUCGUAUCACGAUUCCUGCAGGCCCGAGGAGAGCACUCACUCUGUCAUUGAGGGCAAUAGUUGCUUCUUUUGCGAAGUGUGCGUGCACCGCAACUGGCACAAAGAUCCCCCGUUUUUGAUGCCGGAGAUGCGACCUUCGGCUGCUUCUUUAUCAUCGGCCGCUGUGGAGGUAGCUGAGGCAACGGGAGCUACACCUUCCACUAAGGACACGGGUCGGCAAGAUCUAUCAAAUUCGCCCCAAGUUCACCAGAAUCAAGAGACAAAUAGGAUAACUGAGGCGUCGAAAGACACGCCCAGUACGGCCGCCAGGAGGACUCGUACCGCCAAAGCAUCCCAUUCCGCUGCUAGAGAGGAAAUAGCCGCAGCCCCUUCAUCAAGCACCACUCACACCGAAAACACCCCCCUACCUCCACCGGCAACAACAACAGCAGCAGCAGCAACCUCACGGGGUGAACCGCCCCGUAGCAGUUCAUCCACACAACGGGCGCCAGCCGCGCGCAAAUCUCGCUACACGACCCUCCCAACAGACGUCGACGCCGCGCUGCGGCUCCUAUACGCCGAGCUCGAGACGGCCCACGAGCUCCGGCACAAGGUCGGCGACGUCGAGGGCCAGGUCGCGCAGAUGCAGAGGGAGCUGCACCUGCGCAACAGCGAGCUCGCGCUGGCCAGGCGGGCGGCGGACGUAGGCCGUGUCUCGGCGUCGGAGAUGGAGCAGCUGAGGGCGCAGGCUGCGCUGGGGCAGAAGGCUGUUGAAGAGGCGGAUGGGUUGAGGGCGGAGAAUAGGACAUUGCGCGCCGAAUUAGCGGUGAGUCGGGAAAGGCUGGUUGAUAGUGAGCGGGCGCUGGAGGAGUGGAAGCGGAAGCUUUCGGCGUUGAUGUCGUAGCUGGAUGCGUGGGGGUUCAUGGCAUGCUUUCAUGUGGUUGGCAUGCCUCAUCGAAAUUUGUAAUCAAAGCCUGUGUACAGAUAUUCAGGUGGGGGGUUUUGAGACCAAGAAGAGGUGAGGGUAUGGAUGUGAGAGUGCCUCAUAACUCGUAAUUAUGCAGAGCAUUCACGCCAUGCCAGUCUGCUCCUGAUCCCCGGUCGUGUAUUGAAG
Colletotrichum acutatum is the source of this 1576-nucleotide messenger RNA. RefSeq lists its product as uncharacterized. The coding region runs from base 158 to 1366 and encodes 402 amino acids. The transcript is spliced from 2 exons. NCBI's taxonomy places the organism in Eukaryota, Fungi, Ascomycota, Sordariomycetes, Glomerellales, Glomerellaceae. The record is from RefSeq and is a predicted model, not a curated record.